Messenger RNA from Cydia pomonella (codling moth), 6000 nucleotides. RefSeq names its product protein phosphatase 1 regulatory subunit 21. The record is from RefSeq and is a predicted model, not a curated record. The coding region runs from base 286 to 1563 and encodes 425 amino acids. NCBI's taxonomy places the organism in Eukaryota, Metazoa, Arthropoda, Insecta, Lepidoptera, Tortricidae. Gene Ontology annotation, cellular component: membrane; early endosome. The transcript has 8 exons.
UUGGCUAAAGUAAAUUUUGUAAUUGAAUUUAUAACAACAAAGCAGAAUUUCUUUAUUUACUCCGCCGCUUUUUACAAUUUAACUUCAUGAGACUCAUGACAUCAAAAGAAUCGAUUUCACAAAACGAUCAUUAAUACUCGCUACUCCGAUAUGUCAAAUUUGCGUAUGUUGUGUCUUGUCAUUUCUUUCACAAGAAAGUGGGUGUUUUAACAACAUUUUGUUAAGCAACUACGCUGUUUAAUUAUUCGUUAAAUAGUAAUGUCUGCAUCUACGUGAAAUACAGCUAUGGAGGGGUUACCUACGGGUGACAUCCAGGCUAAAUACCAAAAGUUGGCAUCGGAAUAUUCGAAGUUGCGAGUUCACGUUAAAGUGUUAAAGAAGGGUGUGCUAGAUGAGCAAGCGAAGUCUAACGAGUUGAGAGAGAGUUUGAAGGAGAAGGAGAAAGUGCUGAGGAAAGGGGAGUUGGAGAUAGAUUCGCUCACGUUUAGGAAUCAGCAGCUAACGCGGCGCGUGUCUGUGUUGCAAGAUGAACUCGAGCUGUUACAGACAAAGUCUACAAAGAAGGCAAAAAGUAAAGAUGACAAGCCUGCUGCUACGGGCAGUGCCCCAGCGCUGGACACCGGUCUACUCCAGGAAGAGCUCCAAAAGAAGAUCAUGGAGAAUGCGCAGUAUGCUUCACAGCUCUCAGACAAAGUAUUCGAGCUGUCCCAGCUCAAAGCGGCUCUGGAUGACUACCAGCGGCACCUGAGCGAGAGUGACAGCCGGUACAAGUGUGAAGUAGCCAAGCUGCGGCACAAGAAUCAGGAGCUCCAGUUUGCUUUGGAAGAGGCGCAGAGAACGAGCGGCACGCCCAACAGACAGCCCAGCCAGCCAAGCUGUAAUGGAGACUUUCUGUCGGAGGGUGGCAGCUUGAUCGGUAGCGAAGACGCGCUAAGCUCCGUAGACGAGCUCAACGCCGUGGAGCAGAUCAGCGCGAAGGCGCAUGCUACCGAACAGGAAAACCAAAAACUCCGCAUGGAAUACGAGCUCCUCCAAAUGGAGAAUGAAAGCCUAAAACUAGAAAUUAGCAAACACGUAUCAGCGUCCCAAAGACGGAGAGGGGACGGUCAUGACUCCGGAGACUUCAACUUUUACUCGGAGACCUCAGUGGACGGAGAAGGCAGGGUGACCGGGCUACUUGGCAGUAUGGAAGUGCCCUUCUUACUUGGACACGAGAUACUGACAAGGGAGGAUAGGAUGACGACAUACUUUAGGAAUAAGAUUAGCGAACUGAAAGUUGAAAAUGAGCAGUUGAAGAGUAAGACUGAACAUUAUGUGAAAGAGUGUGAGAUGCUGAGAACUAGGUUCGAGGAGAUGGAACGUGACAGAGAGACGGAUGCGCGAACCAUAGAGGACAAACAUAAAACUAUCAGUAGAUUGGAGGAAGAACUACAUUCUACGUCCCACAACUACGAGGAGCAGAUGUCGGUGCUGACGGAGCACGUGGCCGGCCUCAACGAGCAGCUGGCGCGCCAGCACGACCAGCUCGACCAGCUCAAACACCAGAUGAGUAGAAGGAAAUAGAACCUUCCCUAGCCCGUCCUGUACGCCUAGCGGGGUGGCGCGACAGCAUCUCGCCCGCGAGAACUACCCGUCCCGUUCUAAUUAAUACAGUGAGAAAAAAACGGGUAGUCUAUCUCGCGGGCGAGAUACUGUGACCCUGCUGGGACCAUUUCGGAACAGUCCUGAGACCUUCCUAGGAUUAUAUUAGGACACUUUUCCGGAAUCAUUUGUGAACCAUCCCUAGAAAGUUUUGUAAUUUUCCCGGUUUGGAACCUUGCCAGGAUAUUGGGGCCUCUCUGGGAACUUCCCGGGACCAUACUGAAACUUGCACGGGACCGUUGUUUGGAAGAUUUUGGACCGAUAGCGGCAAUAUCGGCCCAAUACCUUCCGACGUAGGACCUUCCUGGGACAAUUUGCGGGCAGUCCUAAGGCCUUCCUGGGACCUUUAUAGAAUACUCCCUGGAUUAUCGUGGGAUCAGACUUUCUCGGAUCCAUCCGAGAAACGUGACACAUUUGUUAGCAGUUACCUUCAUGUUAAUAAGAAAUUUGAGGCAGAAUAAGCAGCUGUGAUGUCAGCUGACUAGAAAAAAAAAGAGUGACUCGGGCAAGGUAAGCUGUUCAAUGAUGAUAGAAAUAGGAAAGACUGGUUAGUUAUGUCGAACCAUAGGCAAUGGAUACUUAUGGUUGUAAGGUAAAGUCGUCUGCAGUUAUAUAACAGCAGCCAAGGUUCUCACAAAUAUUUGGACACCCCUCUAUAGUCAAGAUGUUAGACCGUUUGUACAGAUAUUUUUGAGAAAUUUGGCCGAAGUGAUAUAUCUAAGGACGUCCGCUAGCUGGCGCGGUUGCACGGAGCGGGUGCUCACCCGGGUUAAUGAAAAAUAGUAUGCGCAACCGCUCACUGGCGCAGACGCGCGCGUGUUCCCGCUCCGGGCACCCGCGGACGCCCUAAUAGCGACUACGUGGGUAAAAAUAGCUUGAAGUUGCUGGUCAACAUUGGAUAGAAAUGUCAAUAAACAGGGGUCCCUUGUUAAUUCCUGUUCAGAAAAAUCUAGGCUUGAAGGGCAGGGAAAAUAGGUUUUUUAUGAUAAACACGCGGUAAAUUUCAUUUGAAUGUUUUCAAAGCUUACGCUUAUUUUAUACUGUUCUAUGUCAAGUAAAAUGAAAAAUUAAAACAAUGAAAUGCAAUAUGGUGUGUUCAAUAUGUAUUUAUACGCCGUGGGCUGGUAAAACCCGACAGAUUUCAACCCCGCAUUACUGAGGUCAUAAAGAGCAAAAAAUGUGAGUUUUGGUCAAACCCAGAAAAACAUUUUUUUACAUUUCUGCACUCGGCACGUUACAUCUUGGCGAAAAAAAAAUUACAACGAAUAAGUAAAGUAAGUAUUUUUUGUUUACAGAUACAAAUUAUUGCGAGUUUCCCAAAAACUGAAAUGUCUAAACCAUGUCACAUACCGGCAGCGAUGCAACCAAAAAGGCGUUUUACACUAAGUUAUUAAAGAAACAAUUUUUCACAAGAAUUGUCAUUGCCUCUGAAACAAGACCGAUAUCAGAAAACUGUUCAACGACAUUUUAGUCUCUAAAUGCGGUCAAGAAUACACCUUUGAAAUCUGUCGGGUUUUACCAGCCCACGGUGUAUAAGUGGGAUGGUUUCAAUUUGUAACGUCCCUAACAUACCACGCUUCAGUUAUAAUGACAAUAUAUUUAAGUUUUCUUUCUCUAACUCAAUAGUGUUAGAAAAAGAUAUAUUGUCAUCUUUACAAAUAUUGUUUUAGUAAAAUGUCCAAAACUUUGUUAUAAUCAAGUAUACUUUAUAAAAGUGUAACGUAAUUUAUAUAAGAGCUGUAUAAAUGUAAAAAAAUGUUAUAAAAUUGAAUUUUAUUUUAAAAUUAUGAGAUUGUCUUAAAUAAUUCGUGGCCCAAAGAUGUACGAAAUUGGACUUUAUUUUCGACUGCAUAUGAUCUAUUAUAGCUUGUUAAAUACUUGUUCUCAAUUAUGUAAAUGCUUGUAUCUAAAUAAAGUGAUAUCAAAUGCAAUCGAUUAUCGACUUUCUCCAGAUAAAUUAUAGUGUAAGUACAUACUUAAAACUUACCGCAUUUCGUUAUUAUAACUCAAUUGCUAUCAUGUUUCUAUCGAGAGUUCAUGAAAAUAAAAGAUAUGGAUCCCAUUAAAGAUAUGGAUCGUGUCAUUCACGAUGACGCCUUGACUCCUAUUGUCACGUUAUUACAGGUUAGAUUGGACAACUCUCGAUGACAUCGUGGAUGACAUCGUGGGUGGGGGUGGGACGCUGAAGGUUGUAUACCUACUGCUUCACUACCGAUAUCAAAGAGAAAUUGAAAUAGAGGUGUAUUGUCAAAGAUUUUCAAGCGACGUAAAUUUACUGCCAUCUUUCGACACAUAAUUAAAACUUUUAGAACGCCAUUUGACUUUGAUCCUUAUUCUUUCACUGAUAUGUGUUCAAUUUGUUAAAUUUCAAAAAGUGCCGCCAUCUAAUGGAAUAGAUCAAAGCCCAAAUGUAUAGCAGCAUCGUUUCGAGCGAUGGCGCCAUAACCUUUAGGUAGUGCCCGGUAAGAUGGCGCCAGUUUUCUUUGACAAUACACCUCUAUUUCAAAUUCUCUUUGCCGAUAUACAACCUUUUGUCUGCAGGCGAUGUGGAUAUAUUUAAUUACCACUAUAGGUGACAAUGGCGUUCAAAAGAUAGACAACAAAUCGUCUGCUCGGUGAGGCCUUACUCUGGGCCUAAUACGGGUCAGUCGGCUAGUUAUUCGUUAAAUAGAAAUAAGAAUAUGAAAUCUUUUCAUUUACAGAUUUGAUACAGAAUUAUGGACGUACUUUUUUAUUUCUCCCUAAUUUUCGAUAUUCAGAAGAAAAAAAUCCUUUAAAAGUCCGCAGCAAGCUCGGGUUCUCCAUACAAACGUAGUUACGCUCUCAUUUAUAAAAAACCGGCCAAGUGCGAGUCGGACUCGCACAGGAAGGGUUCCGUUCCAUUAUCUAUAAAAACGGUCACCCAUCCAAGUACUAACCCCGCCCGACGUUGCUUAACUUCGGUGAUUGGAUGAGAACUUCGAGAUUGGAAAUUAAUAUUUAUUUUAUUCUGUUUUUAGUAUUUGUUGUUAUAGCGGCAACAGAAAUACAUAAUCUGUAGAAAUUUCAACUGGCUAUCACAGUUCAUGAGAUACAGCCUGGUGACAGACGGACGGACGGACAGCGGAGUCUCAGUAAUAGGGUCCCGUUUGACCCUUUGGGUACGGAACCCUAAAAAACGACUAGAUUGCUCUGAAACUUUGUACUUACAAUAGGAUAUAUCUAUCCCUUUUUAUACAGCUUCAAAUACAUAAUUUUUUUUUUUAUAUAAAACUUGGUUAUGCCCUAGUUCGUUUGUUUUAUAAGCUAGCGCUAUAUGAAUUUCAGCCCUAUGUCGUGUCAUUGUAUGUGCAAAGUUUCAUUACAAUCCUACACGUCGUUUUAAAAUAAGAACGAAGCUCUGUUUGGGAAGGUGUAAUUCGGCCGAGCUUGCUGCGGACUCUGGUAGGUGAGUUGCAAUAUAAAAGUUUUUUUUAGAAUUAUAUCAACGAUCUAAUUUAUUGGGCAAAUUUGUUAUUCAGCUCUUUCAGUUCAAAGUGUUGAACAGAGAUAGAUAAAUGAUAAUGCCUAAUAAUAGCAGUCAUUUUAAUUAAAAGAAUUGUAUUUCCUUUAUCCUAUUUAUUUAUAUAGCUUAACAUCAAUAGUUUUGAUGGAAGUCAUUUGUAAACUUAUUGUAUUUAUAGAUCGUGUCAUUCACGAAGACGCGCGUCUUCACUCGUAUUGUCAUAUUAUUAAAGGUUAGAUUUGACAAAUCAUGAACGUCAUCAUGAACGAAACGAACUAUAUUUAAGACUUGUGACUUUUAUGUAAUAAAGACUGCUAGUCUCCAUAAAAAGUCGUCUUCCUAAAAUAGAGUAUCUCGACUAGAAUAAAUAUGACGACCUUCUAAGUAAGGACGCUAAGCGCGAAUAAUUUCGUACAUUUACCCGCAAUUCCCUAUCUCUGUCGCACACGCAUAUGGCGGGCAACGUACGAAAUUCUUCGUGCUAUUACUUUAACGAGGUCUAAUGAUCCUUAUGAUGGCGUAAUGUAUGCGAGGUCCUACCGUUGAACAAAAUAUAUGGAACUUUGAAAACUCCAUAAAGUCAUUUAGAUAAUAUUAUAGGAACGCAAAUUGUCUAUGGAGACUAUAAGUCAUUAUUAUCAUCGCCUCUAAGAGAUUAUUCAACAAAUACAGUAUAUGUAUAAUUUAAUAUAUGUAUAAAAUGUAACGUAAGAAUAAUUCGGUCCCUCAAUACCUAAUAAAGUAUAAAUGUGAUGAAAUUUUAUUAUUGUAAUUAUUUAUUAAAUUAUGUGUAUAAAAGGAUAUAUACUGUUUACACUGUAUUUAUGUUAUAUUGUAAGAAUAAUGAAAUAACGAUUAAAUAGUUUUGAACAAAA